CCAAUAAAAGUCAAUAAAAGCGCCCUCCGCUGCCUGAAAAGAAAUCCUGCAUCCAUCAUAGCAUUUCAAGAAAGAGCCCCAGCGGAUGUAGGCGUCACGUACGGCGUCACGUACUGUAGGAGCACGCGGAUCCUGUUUUAGUUUGGCGCGCUUUGCGUUUGAAUUUAAACAGCGUUCAGCCGCUCCAGUCAGCUAUUUUACGUACGGAUGAAUUGUUUGUAGUGUUAUAAAAAUGAUACUACCGUCAGUAACGUUGAUGUCAGGAGUGCAAAUGCCACUGUUGGGUUUGGGCACAUACAAGCUCCAGGACAAUGAGCAGCUGAAACGGUCUGUCAGUUCUGCACUUGAGGCCGGAUACAGAGCUUUUGACACAGGUGCAGUUUACGGAAAUGAGGCACAUCUAGGGCAAGUCCUCAAAGAGCUGCUGCCCAAGUAUGGCCUUGGCCGUGAAGACGUGUUCAUUAUCAGCAAGCUUGCCCCGUUAGACCAUGGGCCGAGGGCAAAGGAAGGCUGCCUGAGGAGUCUGGAGCAACUAGACUGUGAAUACAUUGACCUCUAUCUAGUGCACUGGCCUGGGGUGGAGGGUUUUGACCCAGGGGAUUCUCGUCAUUCAGAGUAUCGAGCGCAAAGCUGGGCAGCCCUAGAGGAGUUCCAUGCCAGCGGGCGAUUUAAGGCCAUAGGGGUUUCAAACUACACUGCAAAGCACAUUAGGGAGCUGCUCGUGAGUUGCCGCGUUCCCCCAGCGGUCCUCCAGAUUGAGUGUCAACCCAAGCUGAUCCAGAGGGAACUGAGGGAAUUAUGUAUGGAGACAGGCAUCCACUUCCAGGCCUACUCUUCGCUGGGUAAAGGAGCUCUUCUGAGGGAGCCCGAGGUAAUGGAUAUAGUGAGGAGCUGUGGUCGGACCCCUGCCCAGGUUCUCCUGAGGUGGGCUGUGCAGCAAGGCAUCUCGGUUCUGCCUCGCUCCUCGCAGCCCUGCAGAGUGCAGGAGAACGCACAGGUGUUUGACUUCCAGCUAAGUGAGAUGGAUAUAACGAGGCUGGACGCCUUGAACUGUGGAACCAGGUUUUGUAAACGAGACUCUAGCAUAAUAGCAUAAGCCUGAAAAUUAUCAUUGUAAAUAGAUUCAAUGCCAUGCUUGUUUUAGUAUUAAAUGUAAAUAAAAUUGCGUUUGAAUCCGC
Puntigrus tetrazona (Sumatra barb) is the source of this 1178-nucleotide messenger RNA. RefSeq lists its product as uncharacterized. Lineage: Eukaryota; Metazoa; Chordata; Actinopteri; Cypriniformes; Cyprinidae. The record is from RefSeq and is a predicted model, not a curated record. Gene Ontology annotation, molecular function: oxidoreductase activity. The coding region runs from base 233 to 1096 and encodes 287 amino acids. The transcript has 2 exons.